Leptopilina heterotoma is the source of this 1458-nucleotide messenger RNA. It is a transcript of the gene stas, whose product is annotated as transmembrane protein 41 homolog. Gene Ontology annotation, cellular component: endoplasmic reticulum membrane. The record is from RefSeq and is a predicted model, not a curated record. The transcript is spliced from 4 exons. Bases 119 to 907 code for a protein of 262 amino acids. Lineage: Eukaryota; Metazoa; Arthropoda; Insecta; Hymenoptera; Figitidae.
AGUUUGACACAUACAUCAACAUACAUCGCGUGAUGAUUGUUAAUUGAACUCUUAUAUUUUUUUAAUCAAGGGGGAACAUUCAUUAUCAAUUAGAAAUAUUUUUUCAUUCUUCGUCGAGAUGAGUGUUAAAGCAGUUCAACAAAAUUCAGCGUCAACGAAAGAGGAGAAUGAGGUUUCCACUCGAAGAGCCAUUUUAACAGUUGGUUUCAUCUUUUUAGUUUCAUUAACAUCGUUAUUUUAUGUGUACAUGAGUUUCCCGGAAUUGGACGAGGAAGAAAAGAAACAUAUUAAACUGCCUUUUCAUAUAGAAGAUGCCAAAAAUUUAGGAGGUGUUCUUGAACGUUACAAAGACUUGUACUAUAUUCAAGUCCUGGCUGGAGUAUUCAUCGCUUUCAUAUUCUUGCAAACUUUUGCAAUUCCAGGAUCAAUAUUUCUCUCGAUUUUAUCAGGAUUUCUCUUUCCAUUUCCCUUGGCAUUAUUCCUCGUCUGUUUCUGCAGCGCAUUAGGAGCUACACUCUGCUAUCUACUCUCAUCUUUAUUGGGGAGAAAAUUACUCUUCAAAUAUUUUCCCGAAAAAGCAAAAGAAUGGUCGAUUAUUGUUACCAAGCAUCAUGACAAUCUUUUAAAUUACAUGUUAUUCCUGAGGAUGACGCCGCUAUUACCAAAUUGGUUUAUAAAUCUCGCGAGUCCUGUGAUUGGUGUUCCAAUAAUACCAUUUCUUGUAGGAACAUUUUUUGGUGUUGCGCCACCGUCAUUUGUUGCAAUACAAGCCGGACAAACAUUACAUAAAUUAACAUCGUCAAGUGAUGCAUGGUCAUGGACUAGUUUUAUAAUACUCUGCAUUUUUGCCCUCCUCUCACUGGUACCUGUUAUUUUUAAGCAAAAAUUCAAACAAAAAUUCGAGUAAAAUAAACGUAAAUUAUUUUCCUCUCUUAUUUUUAAUUUCUUCAGAAGAAAAAGAAAAAAAAAUUACGAGUAUUUCAAAAAAGUUUUUUAUUUUUGUGAUGUCGCACAUUGGACUUUUGGUUUUUGCAAAACUGAAACUUCCUCUCACAUUCCUUGUUAAUUAGAGAAUUUUUCUUGCCAGUCACCAAGUGCUUUUUUUUGCAAAAAAAAAAUCCAAACUGGCAAAACUUUUGUUUCUUAAUUUAUUAAGAGCAAUUAUUUAUUGUAUUUUUACGUAUUUAUUUACAUUUUAUAUACAAUUCGCUUGAAAUUGGAUGCAUGUUAAAAGAAUAAUAGAUUUUUUCACUCUAACGAUGUAAAUUGUCAAGAAAAUGUAUGUUAACAAUCAUUAUUAUUAGCGAAUGCGAAAUAAGAAAAAUUUCUGUAUAAUGCAACUAGUCGAAAUUUUUUUUUUGUCUCUACGGAAAAGUAUUUUAUGUAUAUAAUAAUUAAUGAAAAAGUGACGUGUACAUAUAUGUACUAGUUAAAUAAAUAUUACCAAUAGUACUUAAA